Harmonia axyridis is the source of this 2422-nucleotide messenger RNA. RefSeq names its product mRNA cap guanine-N7 methyltransferase (gene Rnmt). Bases 439 to 1926 code for a protein of 495 amino acids. Lineage: Eukaryota; Metazoa; Arthropoda; Insecta; Coleoptera; Coccinellidae. Gene Ontology annotation, biological process: 7-methylguanosine mRNA capping. Gene Ontology annotation, molecular function: mRNA 5'-cap (guanine-N7-)-methyltransferase activity. Gene Ontology annotation, cellular component: nucleus. The record is from RefSeq and is a predicted model, not a curated record. The transcript has 3 exons.
UAAUAGAGAGAGUUUAUUGGUAUUUCAAUUACAAGAAUUACUUCCAUAGAUCAUAACUAUAAUGAAAGAUAUACAUAUAGGUAUAUAAUGGCACAAAACUCGUAAAUAAUGAAUAACAAGAAUCUUAAUUUGUUGAUAGCGCUAUCUACAGUUGACAUAAUGAAGCUUAAGUAAUAUUCUCAAAAUUGGCAAAACAAAAGCUAAUCAGUUCAUACACCAAUCAUACUAAUCAGAGACGUUAUUUUUGGGUAAUCGUAAUUCAGGUGGCGAAUUAAUAUAAAUAGAAAAGUAGAAAGUGUCAUAUUGUUAGAAGUAUCAUAUUCAGUGACUACUAUAUAUUUAGUAUUCUGUGGUGACUACUAUGAAAUACAAAUAAACAUAAGUGUUUAGAAUUACUAUCAAAAAAUAGACAUUAAAUCACUGCAGUUAGAACUUAGAAUGGCUACUACUCAAGAAGAAGUGUUUGACAAUGAAGAUAAUAAUUUUUCUCAGGAAAAUACAUCAACGGAAGAUUUAGAGAAAGCAUUAAUGGUAGCUGCAGCAGAUGCUUACUGGACUAAUGAUUCUACUGAAAAUAACUGUGUACAAAAUUCUUCUGACAAUGAAGAGCGUGAAAAAGAAUCUGAAACGAAUGAUGAAGAUAUUAUGAACUCUAAAGCAAACACAUCAUUGCCAAGACGAGUAUCUAAAAACUUGGAAGAAGAUACCGAAUCUUCGAAGUCCUUGUUUCAAACUAACCAAAACAAUGAAGAUGAAAUCGUAAAAAAUUCUUCUACUUCAUUAAAGAGAAAUAUUACUCAGAUCAAUGAUGAUGAAGGAAGUUCAAAAAAAAUUAAAAUCUCUGAUGAAACUAGAUCAGUUGAACCUGAAGGGUAUGCCAAACUUGUUGCUACUCAUUACAAUCAAUUACAGGAAAAAGGUGUUCAAGAAAGGAAUAAAAGUAGAAUAGUAUACAUGAGGAAUUUUCAUAAUUGGAUAAAAAGUAUGUUAAUCAAUGAAUAUUUAACCAAUAUAAAAGCAUCAAAAAAAUAUAAUGCUCCAAUAAGGGCUCUUGACAUGGGCUGUGGAAAAGGGGGAGAUUUGCUUAAAUGGAAGAAAGGAAACAUAUCUCAUUUGAUUUGCACUGAUAUAGCCUUAGUUUCAUUGGACCAAUGUAAAAAUCGAUAUAGUGAUAUGAAAGAAAGGAGUGCUAAAGAUAGAAAUGGAGGUAACUUAUUCAGUAUUGAAUACAUAUCUGCGGACUGUUCAAGGUUAAGAUUGAGAGAAAAAUAUUCUGACCCAUCUGCAAAAUUAGAUAUUGUUAGUUGCCAGUUUGCAUUUCACUACAGCUUUGAAUCCUUACCCCAAGCAGAGUGUAUGCUAAGAAAUGCUAGCGAGUGCCUUCAAGCAGGGGGAUAUUUCAUUGGGACUAUUCCAGAUGCAUAUGAACUUGUAUCAAGAGCAAAAAGAAACAAUUCAAAUAGUUUUGGAAAUGAUGUCUACCAAGUUGUUUUUGAUUGUGAUAUGGAUAAACCCCCUCUAUUUGGUGCUAAAUAUAAUUUUUAUUUGGAUGGAGUUGUGGAUUGUCCCGAAUUUUUAGUAUAUUUUCCAAUGUUAGAGAAAUUGGCCAAAAAAUAUGGCCUCAAACUUGUGAGAAAAGAAAAGUUUCAUGAAUUCUUCAACAGAAUGAAAAAUGAAGGGAAUAAGUUAUUGAGUAAUAUGAGUAGCUUGGAGUCAUAUCCACCAUUUCAUAGUUCUAAUUUAGUAGGAACAUCUGAGGGUGAUUAUGAACAUGCUGAAGAAUUUCUGCGGCAACAAAAUAGGAAUAUUAAAAUUGGUACACUUUCGAAAUCUGAGUGGGAGGCCUCAUCACUUUAUUUAACCUUUGCCUUCCAAAAGGUGAAGAAUACUUGGAAUCCAGAUGGAACCCCUUGUUAUGACAUAUAAUAUCAUGUUGGUGACUUGAACAUUUUGUUAGCAAUUGGUUAUUAUAUAACCCAAACUGUAUGAAAUUUAUACUUUUAUAUUUAGAAUUUUCCGCUGUGAAGUGGCAGGAUAGGGAAUUAUAAUCAAAAUGUAAUAUAUUUUGUGAAGAAACUUUAGCCUCUAAUUGACUUGUUAUACCAUUAGCAAUAUAAUUUAUUAUAACACAAUGCUUUGAUGGUAGGAUUGUUUAAUAGAGUAAAAAAUUCCUAUCUUUUUACCCUUCAGGUGAAAAACUGACCAGACCGUGGCUAAAAAAGCGGGAAUGUUGUAACACUGUAAAAAGUACAUUUCAAAAUUGAGAAGCAUUAAUGAUGUUAAGUAAUAGUUCAGUGGCAUUUUCAAGCAGAUUUGUAUUUGCUUUCUUGUUGUUUCUAAUUGUGAAUCAUAUUCAUUAACCAACUGAUUUUUAUUAUAUUUAUAAUUCUGUUUUAUCUAAAAUAUAAUGUAUUCAACAAUA